Molecule: messenger RNA, 3378 nt
Organism: Scedosporium apiospermum
Lineage: Eukaryota; Fungi; Ascomycota; Sordariomycetes; Microascales; Microascaceae
Exons: 6
Coding region: 1-3378 (1125 amino acids)
Source: RefSeq, a predicted model, not a curated record
AUGAGCAACUUUCAGGCCGUCGUUUCGCUCGUUUUUACCACGUCCCUCACUCUCGUUGGGGCAUCUAUCCAAGGCCGGGACCUAACGCCCCCGGCUACAAUUCCAGGAGGAUGGGUUUACCAAGGCUGCUCCCGGGAAAUUCCCGGACGAGCUCUCAAUGGCGCAAACACCGCAGACCCUCAGAUGACGAACGAGGCAUGCGCUGCCUACUGUGAGUCCCAGGGCUUCGCUUACGCCGGAACCCAAUGGUACACCGAAUGCUAUUGUGGCAACUCCCUGCCCUCCACUUCCACGGAAGCCCCCGCAACGGAUUGCAACACCCCAUGCGGCGGUGACGCUUCCCAGCCAUGUGGUGGAGGCGAUAGAUUAACCGUCUUUCACAAUCCCACAAUCCAGAGCCCCGAGACGAACCCGGGGGUAAACGGUUUUGAGUCGAUUGGAUGCUAUUCAGAGGGAACUACCGGCCGAGCGCUCACUCACGGCGUCGGCUCUAUUCCGUACAAUUCUAUGACUGUUGCUUUAUGCACGCAGGCAUGUCAGACCGCAGGCUUUACCUUGGCAGGUCUUGAGUAUGGCGGCGAAUGCUUCUGCGGAAAUAGUAUCCAGAACGGUGGAGCACCUGCGGCCGAUGGCUGCAAUAUGGUGUGUACAGGACUUCCGCUCGAAUUCUGUGGCGGACCCAAUCGAUUGAACGUGUAUAGCUCAAACGGUCCGCUCCCGACGGGCACAGUCUCUGUCGAGGCGUCGUCAGCCACCACUUCAGAUAUGCCGGUCGCUACACCUAGCCACCUCCCUGCGGUGGGGGACUUCUCCUUUUAUCAAUGCAUGACCGAAGGGACCGGAGUGCGUGCCCUGACCGGUGCUUUCCUAGGAGGGAGUUCCAUGACCGUGGAGACUUGCGCAACCUUCUGUUCCAGCUAUGAUUUUUUCGGUCUCGAGUACGCCCAAGAGUGCUUCUGUGGGAACUCGUUCAGCACUGGCUCUGUAGCAGCCCCCAUCACUGACUGCAACAUGCUGUGCCUCGGUGACUCUUCGCAAUACUGCGGAGCUGGCAAUCGCCUGUCAGUCUACGCACGCAAUGGCACUUCCAUUCCCUCGGGAACUCAAACUACUCUGUCCUCGACGACUACCUCUUCUGUUCCUGUACCGACCGGGUUCCCAGAAGGCUGGGAGGAUCGAGGAUGCUGGGUGGACGGUGCCAAUGGCCGUAUCCUUCAAUACCAGGCCCCCGAUGAUCCGAACAUGACACUUCAGUCCUGCGUCGCUACUUGCGUUGGUCUCGGUUACGCCGUUGCCGGAGCUGAGUACCACAGGCAGUGCUUCUGUGGCAAUUAUAUUGGCAACGGUGGCGUUCUUGCUACCGACCAAGCCACCUGCAACACACCCUGUGAUGGAGAUUCCAGUCAAAUGUGUGGCGGACCUAUGAGGAUGACGAUCUACUCGAAUGCCGAUCUGGAGUCACUUGGCCCUCCUGCACCCCAGACGACGGGCUUGAACGGCACCUGGGAAUACGUCGGGUGCGCCGUCGACAACCUGAAUAACCAGAGGACGUUCCCCUGGCAGCUCUACUUCCCCGGUACGCUCGACGCCAAUCAGUGCUUGGACAAGUGCGCCGAGUUCGGGUACAUGGCCGGCGGCCUCGAGUACGGCGAGGAAUGCUAUUGCGGCGAUCCUCGAGAUUUCUAUGACAGUGGCUCAUCUUUUGUUGAUGACAGCGAGUGCAACAUCGUCUGCGCUGGCAAUCCUAAGCAUAUCUGCGGUGGCGGUUCUCGCAUCACAACCUACUUCUGGAGCGGCGACCCGCUCUACGAAUUCAGCUACCCGCAGACCCCCGACGAAGCUGGAACCUAUGAGUUCCUCAUCGGAGGUGUCGUUAUUCCUCUCCUGACUAUGCAGUCCAUCACUGGCAAGGUCACGUUCCUAGAGAAAGCUGGAACCGGCCCGCCGAACUCCACGGGUGCUUACGAGCUCGAUUUAGCGGCCAUUGAUAACUUUGCGCUUGCGUGGAAGGAAAUGCACGUCAGGACGGAUAUCUUCUGCUCCGCCGGUGUUAUCCUACCAGACGUUGCUGGUCGCCAGCUCAAUGUUGGCGGAUGGUCGGGCGAGUCUACCGAGGGCGUCCGACUCUACAUUCCCGACGGCUCGCCUCGUGUCCAGGGCCCGAAUGACUGGGAAGAGGACGUCGAUGUGCUGAAGCUUCAAGAUGGACGAUGGUACCCGACAGCCAUGACCAUGGCGAACGGUUCUAUCCUCAUCGUUGGUGGUGAGGAAGGUUCGAACGGCGCGGCUGUCCCGACGCUUGAGAUCUUGCCAUAUACUGGCACCCCUCCCCUCUACAUGGACUGGCUCGAGCGAACCGACCCGAACAAUCUUUACCCGUUCCUCUUCGUACUUCCUAGCGGAGGCAUCUUCGUUUCUUACUGGAACGAGGCGCGGAUCCUCGACGAGAAUACGUUCGCAACUAUUCGAACACUCCCCGACAUCCCCGCCGCCAUCAACGACAGGUACGGCGGCCGCACCUACCCCCUUGAAGGUACCGCGGUCCUCCUCCCCCAGCACGCCCCAUACACCGACAACCUCGGCGUCCUAAUCUGCGGCGGCUCCACGGAGGGUGUUUCCAACGCGCUGGACAACUGCGUCUCAAUCGAACCCGACGCCGCAGAGCCCGAAUGGAUCCUCGAGCGCAUGCCUUCCCCCCGCGUCAUGCCCUGCAUGGCCCCCUUGCCCGACGGCACAUACAUGAUCAUGAACGGCGCCAAGCACGGAGUCGCCGGCUUCGGUCUCGCCACGGACCCUAACCUCAACGCGCUCCUGUACGACCCCAAGAAGCCCGUUGGCAAGCGCAUCACGGUCAUGGCCAACACUACCGUCCCGCGCCUCUACCACUCCGAGUCCAUCACGCUCCUCGAUGGCCGCGUGCUCGUCUCGGGCUCGGACCCGCAGGAUGGCGUUCACAACCAGGAGUAUCGCGUCGAGGUCUUCGUGCCGCCCUACCUCCACAAGGGGCUUCCUCGCCCGACGUUCACCCUCGCGGAUAUUGACUGGGCGUACGGCGAGACCGUCACCUUCACGCUCGGGUCGGCAGCGCAGAAUGGCGCCAUCGAGGUCUCGCUUCUCGGAUCAGUUUCUAGCACGCACGGCAACUCGAUGGGUUCAAGGACCAUCUUCCCCCAGGUCUCGUGCAGCGGUACGAGCUGCACCGUCGUGGCGCCUCCUAACGCCUACGUCUGCCCUCCCGGUUGGUAUCAGUUCUUCGUCCUUGAUGGUGGCAUCCCCGCCGUGGGCGUCUAUGUGCGGAUCGGUGGUGACCCGGCCUUUUUGGGAGAGUGGCCCCAGGGUGAGCAGUUCACGAGGCCGGGAAUGGAGUUCCCUGCCUAG